Perca fluviatilis (European perch) is the source of this 2698-nucleotide messenger RNA. RefSeq names its product G protein-coupled receptor 137 (gene gpr137). The transcript is spliced from 8 exons. Bases 227 to 1384 code for a protein of 385 amino acids. Gene Ontology annotation, biological process: positive regulation of TORC1 signaling. NCBI's taxonomy places the organism in Eukaryota, Metazoa, Chordata, Actinopteri, Perciformes, Percidae. The record is from RefSeq and is a predicted model, not a curated record. Gene Ontology annotation, cellular component: lysosomal membrane.
UGUUCACUUAAAAUAAGGUCAGUUAUUAUCGUUAAAUGAUUACUGACAGCUUAGCUAUACAUUUAAUGUUUUUUUGUGUGUGAAAAGGAGAAGCGUAACUGAGCGACAUCGCGAAAUAGGUGACAUUCAAAUUUCAGGUCUCCCAUGUAAACGGAUGGGGCUGAGAGAAGUUUUGGCAGUUUCUCUGCGAUGAUGGACACUUAGUUUAGUUGCGGCAGUACUCCCAAUGGAAGCUCCAGUCACAGCUGCCCCUCCUCCCAACUCCUCCGACCUGCCGGUCCCGAUCCCCCUGCAUCCAGCUGUCGCCCCGUCGGUCGAGCUCGGCUUCACUAUCCUCUACACCACUCUGUACGCCGCGCUGUUCCUGGUGGUGUACGCGCAGCUCUGGCUGCUCUACCUCUACAGACACAAAAGAUGGAGCUACCAGAGCGUCUUCCUGUUCCUCUGCCUGCUCUGGGCUGCCCUCCGCACCACCCUGUUCUCCUUUUACUUCCGUAACGCUCUGGAGGCCAACCACCUACCUGUCGCAGCCUACUGGCUGCUCUACUGCUUCCCUGUCUGUCUGCAGUUCUUCACUCUCAGCCUCAUCAAUCUGUAUUUCACUCAGGUGUUACUCAAAGUGAGAGCGAUGUAUAACUCAGACGUGGACAGAGGAGUAUGGCUGGCGCGGUGCGCGUACGGUGCACUGAGCGCCAUCUUUCUCUGCGUCAACGUGGCCUGUGCGUCUCUGGAAGACAGAGGCGCCGGGUCGGGGGAGCGGACCUGGAGUCUGGUCCUGGUUCGAGUUCUAGUCAACGACUUGCUCUUCAUCCUGGAUGCGGUGUUACUGGCUGCCUUGCUGUUGCUCCUGACCCGACACUCGCGCUUCACCAGCCCCUACCUGCUCAGCAAGGGGACCACGGUGUGCCGUACAGCAGCCCUGGGAGCAGCAGUGAUCUUGUUGUUUGCGAGUCGGGCCUGCUACAACCUGACGGUGCUCAUUCUGUCUCAGAACCACCGAGUGGAGUCCUUCAACUUUGACUGGUACAACGUCUCAGACCAGGCUGACUUGCGUAGUGAACUGGGCGACAGGGGCUACCUGGCCUUCGGCGCGAUCCUAUUCGUAUGGGAGCUGCUGCCGACCAGUCUGCUCAUCCUCAUCUUCAGGGUUCGCCGGCCCGCCCAGGAGACCAGCAGCAUGGCCAUUAACAACCGGGUCCUGCCUCGGCCAUAUUUCUUUGAUGACCCUCAAGGCAGCGAUGACGAUGCACCCGUUCCAUGGGCCCGCGGUUCACAUCCACACUCGAGCUGGUACGGCUCAGAGACCGCCCCUCUCCUGUUUGCCAGCAAUCCUCCAGAUCAGAGCCAGCAGCACCACUCGUUCUACUCCACCCCCCAGAACUGAGCCGGACUGCUCCCACGCUGUCCUAUCAGGGUCCUCCGUGAUGACGUCAUUUCCCGGAUGAGACCGCGGCACCCAGCUACCACCCGGUAGCGCCGCCCUCCCUCAAGAGUUUUUUAAAAACUGAAAACCUCAGGAAUUCUUCGACAAAACAGCGAAUAUGCACCUUGUAGUUUUUGAACAGAGAAUAUAUUGAAAAUAUUUCUUGGCUCAAAGGGAACAAACUUGUCAAGACAAGCCCCCCCCCCGACAGACACAGCCUCCUUUUAUAAAAGGUUACGGUAAGAUUUAGUCCCAAUGUGUUGAUGAAACAAGGUAAACUAGAUCUUACAAUUCCUAAAAAAAAAAUUGCACAUUUAGCUUCGUUAGCAUUCCUUCUCCUUUUUAACCCUCCUGUUGUCCUCAGGUCAAAUUUGACCCAUUUUCAAAAAGUUUAUAUAUUAGAAAUUUGGGUUUCUUUCAACCAAAAUUGCCCAAAAACAUAACGUGGAUGGUUCCGUACAACCAUUACUGUUUACAAUUAAAGUAAAAGAUCAGUUCACUACUUUCAUUGAAUUUGGGUGUUAUUCAAUUUUAUAGCGUGAAAAAUAAAAUAAAUGAUCAAAGAAUGUUGGAGAAAAAGUGACAAAAUGUCCCCAAAAAAAGUGCAGAAAAAUUGGCAAAAACAUCGACAAUAACAUUGGAAAUUUGUCACAUUUUCUUUUUAAAUUGACAAAGAUGUCAAAAAAAAUUUAAUUUGAAAUUUUUGACCACAAAAAAAAGUUGCAUGGUCGAUGGGAAGACAACACAAGGGUUAAAUUAAUGCACAUAAUGUAUAUCAUAAGCUUGCAGCUUGAUAACCACUGACCAUACUUCCAUUGUUUACAGUUUAGUGUUUUCUCCUACACUGUGUCACGUGUAUAGGAAAUAGACUAACAUACAAACAGACUCUUUUUAUCAUUCAGUGUUUCUUUAAGACCAGUAAUGUCUUUUGAUACUUUUAAUAAAUAAUCCACAUCAGCAGGCUGACUCUCUUCUAACCAGAGACCUGUACACAGCGUCUAUUUUGGUUUGUAUGGCACUUUUGCAAAAGAGUUUCAUUGUUUUUCCAUUUACAAAAUAUUUUUGAUUAUUACCUUCAUGUACAAUUGUAUUUUGAUGGGACGUUUAACUUAUUUUAUAAUGUAACCUUUUCAUUGUCGCUAACAAUCCUGUGUUCUUCUCCUUUAUGUCUUUACUGGAAUGAGGCUUCCUCAUAGCAACCAAUCACAUGGCUUUGACUUAACCACAUGAUUGAUAUUUACUGUGUAAACAAAGCAAUAAAAAUUCAAAUCUAAA